This is a messenger RNA of Carya illinoinensis, 4059 nucleotides long. RefSeq lists its product as uncharacterized. The record is from RefSeq and is a predicted model, not a curated record. The coding region runs from base 1 to 4059 and encodes 1352 amino acids. The transcript is spliced from 6 exons. NCBI's taxonomy places the organism in Eukaryota, Viridiplantae, Streptophyta, Magnoliopsida, Fagales, Juglandaceae.
AUGGCAGCCCCUAAUGGUCCGCUGCCCAUGGCAACCCCGGCCAGGUCCUUCGCCGAUCUCCUCUUUGCGGUGCCUCAACCACUGCCAGAGAUGGAGGUCCCUUUCCGUCAGCCAAAAACCAUCGACGGUGAACUGGUUUUCACGUUUUCAGUGGAGGAGAUUGAAAAAAUUGCACAACCGUUUCGGUUUUCCAUUGUUCUGAAAUUCCUCCGACAAAGGCCAUCUUUAGAUGCAGUUAGAGCCUUCAUCCGAAAUCGGUGGGGCUUGUCCAGCAUGCCUGUUGUUUCAGCGAUGCAGCGUCCACACCAUGUCUUCGUUUGGAUGGCUAACGAGAUGGAUUUCAAUAAGGCCCUGUCCAGAGAAUCUUGUGAGGUAAAUGGCAUCUUUUACCGGCCUUUUGCAUGGACACCAGAAUUCGAUGAAGACUAUGAACCACCGUGUGUACCAGUUUGGGUGUUCUUGCCUGGGCUUCCACCGAGUUUUUACCAGCCGUCAAUUUUAAAGAUGAUCACAACUCCCAUUGGCAGGUUUAUUAGAUGUGAUAAUUCCACUACGUGUGCUAUGAGUACAGAUGGUGCUCGGAUAUGUUUGGAAGUAGACUCUUCAAAGGCCCCGAUUAAUUACUUUUGGAUCGGUAAGCCUAGGGUCCCUAGAAGUAGACGGCAGGAGAUUAUUUUCGAGACGUUGCCGGCAUACUGCUCCAAAUGUAAAUGUCAAGGACACAAUGCUCAAACUUGCCGCAAGGAUUCCGAUCAGAAGAAGCAGGCGAAAGCCUCAAAGAAAUGGGAAGGUUUGGUGCAUCAUGAAGAUGCUGCAGUGGUCGAGAAUCCCCCUACGUUGAAGGCUGAAAUUGGUGGGAAGGAGGUCUUGGAUGAUGCAACUGGAAAUGGGAAUGUUGAUAGCAUGGAGGUGCAGCUUACUCAGGUGCAUCAGCAUGAAACAACCACGGUUUAUACAGAGGAGCCGAGUUCGUAUAAGGGUCAAGAGUUGGAGCAUGGUGUGGGUUUGAUGAGUGAAACGUGUGUGGCGAAAGGUGCUGGUUCGGUUUUGGGUAUCACAGAUAAGGAAGGGAGGUCUAACGAUAUUCCUCUUUUUCAAGUCACGGAACUUAUGGAGGAUGGGUCCAGUUUGCAUGAUGAGAUUAUGUUACAGGAGAAAGAUGACGAGAAUGUGGAUAACUUGAUCUCUACCGGAUGCAAUGAUGAGGGCAAUAAAGAGUUGGCUAUUGAAACACAAUCGGAUCAUGAAGUUGAGAGUGUUUCUAUGAUAGAGGAUAUGCAAAAAGAUUAUUCCACGGACUCGGAAGACAUGACUAAAAAUGCAGGUUGCACCGUUUACUUCUCCCAGGAAAUUGGUAUUUAUCGCGCUAAGAGGAAAUGUAGCACAAUACCUUCUGUGGGCGCCAAAUCGAUGGGGGCAUUGUUGUUAGUGGUGGUUUUCGGUGGAAGAGGACAGCCGUGUAGCAACAUUUUUGGGUGGGUUUUGCUUAAUGUGCAGUGGUUGAAUGGGUCGAACCAAUUUGUUUCUGUAAAAGUUGAGGAGAACAGGUUUGUUUUUAUUCUCACUAUCGUCUAUGCUAAGUGCAAUCCUAUUGAAAGGAAGAAUCUUUGGGAAGAUCUGGUUGAGAUAAGUAAUGGAAAUCUUCCGUGGAUUCUCUGCGGCGAUUUCAACAUUAUAAGAGAGGAUUCAGAACGAUGGGGGGGACUCCCUCGACCUUUUAAUGCUAUGGGGGAGUUCAAUAUUUGCCUUCAAAACUGCGGGGUUAUGGAUAUGAGAUCACAAGGCGCAUUGAUGACCUGGUGUAAUGGCCAAAGUGGCUUGGCUCGUAGUUGGGUUUUGUCUCGUUCUACCUCUGAUCACUCUCCUUUAGUGAUUCAAAUGGGUGAGGACCCAUUCAGGUAUGGGCCUAGCCCUUUUCGUUUCCAAUUUAUGUGGACUAACCAUGCAGAUUUCCUUAGUUUCAUGGAGGGGAAUUGGAAUCAAGAUGGGCUUGGUUCUGGUCUUUUUAAGUUAUCCUUUAAGCUUAAACGACUUAAGGUGGCGCUUAGGGAUUGGAAUCAACGUGUUUUUGGGAGAACAGAUGUGAUUAUCAAGGAUAUUGAGCAGCGUAUUGAUCGCCUGGAUAAUAGCCUUCAGAAUUCUUAUUCUAUUCAGGAUGAUAAUGACCUCUUGGCUGCCAAUUUGGAACUCUUAACUUGGAAGGGUCGGGAAAACAUUCGUCUGUCUCAUAUGGCUAAGAAAAGAUGGUUGAUAGAUGGGGAUAAUAAUUCAAAAUUUUUCCAUGCUUAUUUGAAUGCUAAAAAUCAAAAGAGGGUUACUGAUAUGUUUCUUGCAGAUGGUACUCAUUUAAAUAACCCUCUUGAGAUUCAUAAGGCCGUUGUUGAGUAUUUUAAGCAGUUUUUGGGUGAGAAUAGCCAUUGUGAGUUUUCCAGUUUACAGGAUUUGAUUUCCCCAGUGAUUACCGCGGAUGAGAAUUUGAUGCUUUGUAGUACUCCUUCGAUGGGUUAUAUUAAGGAUGCUUUGUUCAGUAUUCCUAUUGAUAGUAGCCCGGGUCCGGAUGGUUUUGGUUCCGAUUUCUUUAGGUCCUGCUGGGAGAUUGUUAAAGCAAAUCUUUUGGAGGCGGUUUCUGAGUUCUUUCAACAUCAGCUGCUCCCUAGAUAUUAUUCUGCGUCUUUUAUUGUUCUUAUCCCAAAGGUGGAAUCUUCUACGGGUUUUGACAAGUUUAGGCCUAUCAGCUUGUGCUCUGUGGUUUAUAAGAUCUGUGCGAAAAUUUUGGUGGGCUGCCUCACGAGUGUGCUUCCUAAGAUGAUUUCACAAGAGCAAGGGGCCUUUAUUCCUAGUCAUAGCAUUUUUGAAAAUAUAAGUCUUACACAGGAAAUGGUCCAUUCUAUUAAUAAAACCACUAUAGGGGGUAAUGUCUUGGUUAAGCUUGAUAUGUCCAAGGCUUAUGAUAGAGUAAAUUGGAGGUUCCUUAUUCAGGUUCUGGAUUCCUUUGGGUUUUCUCCUCAGUUUUGCGCUUUGAUAAACCUUUGUAUUUCAUCACCUUGGUAUUCUAUUAUGAUGAAUGGUACCUCCUUGGGUUUCUUUAAGGGCGAACGUGGUCUGAGGCAGGGCGAUCCGCUGUCUCCUUAUUUAUUUGUCAUUAUGCAGGAGAUACUAUCUCGGUUGCUUAAGAAUGCUUUUGAGAAUGGAAAAAUUGGCAGGUUUUUUCAAGCUAGAGGUACGCCCUUUAUUUCCCACCUUAUGUAUGUGGAUGAUAUUGUUAUUUUCUCUAAUGGUGGGAAGAAGUUUAUGAGAGGGUUGAUGGAGGUGCUUAAUCUUUAUGAGAAGUGGACAGAAGGUUCUUUUCCCUUUAAAUAUCUGGGAGUUCCUAUUGUGAUGGGUCGUUUGAAGGUUUGUGAUUUUGGUGACCUGAUUGGUAAAUUUAAUAAGAAAGUUUCAGGGUGGAAAAUGAAAUUGAUCUCUACUGGGGGUCGUGUUAUUCUUUUACGUCAUGUUUUAUCGAGCAUGGCAACUCAUCUCAUGGUCGUCCUUCAUGUUCCCCAUGGUGUUUAUGUGGCAUUGAACAGGAUUAUGAGCUCCUUUUUUUGGGGUGAUUUUGAAGGGAAAGGAAAGAGGAAGUGGGUGGCUUGGAAAAAUAUUUGUCAUCCUACGGAGGAAGGCGGUUUGGGUAUUCGGGAUUUUGAGGAGAUUCAGAGGGCCUUACAUAUGAAAUUUGCUUGGCAUUUAAUUCAGGGGCAUUCUUUAUGGGCAGAUUUUUUCAGAGGCAAGUAUGUGAAAGGUAGUCACUUAUCCCUUUUGAACCCUACUAAAGGAACUAGGUUUUGGAAAGCCAUUGUGCAUUGCAUCCCGGAGGUUUUAAAUAAUUCUAAGUGGCUGGUGAGAGAAGAUAAUGUUUCCUUUUGGUACGAUAAUUGGGCGGAUGGGGGUCCUAUUGGUGAUCAUCUUCUAGUUCUUGAGAGACCUUUACUUAGAGUCAAAGAGUGUCGGCUUGAUAAUGGUUGGGAUACUAGUGGGUUCACAAAAAGCCGAAGAUCUGUUUCAGUUUUUGGCGACUAG